AUGUCAUACACACUACAUUCUCAUCAAACAUUGCUUCAAAAUAUUCGAGAGUGCAUGGAAUUGUGCCAACAAGUCAUUGAACCAACACUAGGCCCAUUGGGAAUGGACAUGGCAAUAUUUUCUCAACAUCAACAUUCAAAUCAAUGCAUUUCCAAUGACGGUGCCACUCUUUUAAAAACAAUUCCUAUGGAGAGCGCAAGCUGUAUUUUAUUAUCACGAAUUUCUCUUUUGCAAGAUAAAUUAAUCGGAGAUGGUACAACCAGCGUUGUAAUUUUCAGUUGUGAAUUAUUAAAUCAGGCACGAUAUUUAAUCGAAAAUAGAAAUAUUCAUCCCUCAUUGAUCAUCAGGGGCUAUCAAAUUGCCACGGAAAAGUGCAAAGAAUGGUUAAAGGCUUAUGUGUUGAACAGCAACGAUGAUGAAUCUAUUAAGAGUUUAAUUAGGACCAGUAUGCAAUCAAAAAUCAUUUCUCAAUACGAAAACACAUUUGUGGAAUUACUUUUUAAUGUUUUCAAGGAAAAACGUGAACAAUUUAACGUGCACCCAUCAAAAGAAUUUAAUUUAUUUUUCUUUAGCUCGAUAGGAAAUGACAUGAACAAGACGAGUAUUUUCAAUGGAAUUAUCAUUGACAACCUCUCUAACGUUAAUCAUUCACAACUCGUACUCAAUGAUGUUAAGGUUUUGAUGUGUAAAUCAGAGGAAUUGAAUGGCACUUUUGUAAAUCGGAUUUUCAAUACAAAAAUGAAUUUGGACAGCAGCGAGGCCUCUCAAGUGGAUUACAAGAACAUAAUCAAAAUUUGUGAUCAAUUAAUUGAGAUGAACAUUGGUGCUGUUUUCAACGUUGGAAUUGGUAUUCAUAAGGUUGCACAGGAGUAUCUCAAAGAAAAGGGAAUAUUUUGUGCUGGCUUUUUAGAUUUCAAUAACGCUCAAAAAUUGGCAGUUAUCGCUAAUUGUGUCAUAACAAGCUCGUUGAAAAAUCCUAAAAGUUGUGGAUGUAUUUCAAAAUUAACUGUAGCCAGCAAUGAUUCAUCAUCAAGCAUUGAAAUCAUUCAGAAUGACAAACACUCUCAUCCUAAAUAUAUUUGGAAUUCUAUUCGGAUUGUUGGACCUAGUGUGGAGAUUUGCAACGAAAUUCACAGAAGCAUCCAUGAUUGUAUGAGCGUUCUCAAUAUUUCUAGGGAAGGUCCUCUUGGAAUAUGUCCUGGUGGCGGAGCAACUUUCAUGUAUCUAUCAAAGUGCAUUCGAAAAUUGUCAUAUCCAAAUAAUUUGCAAUUAAUUUUAGAGGCGUAUGCAAAUGCUUUAGAAAUAAUUCCAGUAGUGUUAUCUAGGAAUAUGGGUUAUGACUCGUCCAAUGUUUUGUCUCAGCUUCGUUCCACAACUCUGUCACAUAUGGGAGUAGAUUCCAAUGAUGAGGGUAUUUGCAAUCAACUUGAAAAUCAAGUCAUAGAGCCGGUACAAUUGAUAGUUUCCAUUUUAGAAAGGUCAUUGGAGUUCAAUGAAAUGAUUUUAAGAAUUGAUGAAAAUGUAUACAUCAAACCGUAUCAAAGUGAUGUGGCUAGGAAGUGA
Naegleria lovaniensis is the source of this 1563-nucleotide messenger RNA. RefSeq lists its product as uncharacterized. Lineage: Eukaryota; Heterolobosea; Eutetramitea; Acrasida; Naegleriidae. The transcript has a single exon. Gene Ontology annotation, biological process: protein folding. Gene Ontology annotation, molecular function: ATP hydrolysis activity; ATP-dependent protein folding chaperone; ATP binding. The record is from RefSeq and is a predicted model, not a curated record. Gene Ontology annotation, cellular component: chaperonin-containing T-complex. The coding region runs from base 1 to 1563 and encodes 520 amino acids.